UUAGCUUACAGAAUUGAACUUAUUCUUAGCAUCUGAAUUGUUUAAUUAUUUUUUUAAGAGUGCAUUAUUAAGCACAAGUGAUCAAUAUCUGAUUUAAUCUGUGUUAUGCAAUACAUGGAUAAGAUUUUAAUCAAAAGUAUUGAAAUUUUAUUGAUUGAUGUAAUAUAUUUAUAAUAAUAACAAAUUACAUAAUAUUUAACUUGGAGAUAAGAUAAAUCAGAUAAGAGUAUAAUUGAUUUGUAUUUAUGAAUACAAUUUUCAUAUGAAAAUGAGACUUUACAUAAUAAAGUUGUAAUCGUUUACAGAUGUACAAUCGUUUAGCUUCCUGAACGCAUCUGAUGCUGCAAAGCCGAAGACAACCCUUUUAUAAAAACAAAACAUAUUGAGCUAAUGUCACUCUGGACUUUUUCUUUCUUAUAAAGUGAGAGACAUGAGAUAAUGACGCUUUUGUAUGUAUAUUUUCUUUCAAUUUCUAACAUUUUCUCAUGCGUCACGCGCGUUACGAUGAUCAAGUACAGUAUCGAAUAGAAAUUGAAUUUAUAUAAACGUUUAUAUAUAGGCAGCAGUCUCUUUAACGACUGAGAGACAUUGUCAGUCGUUUUAUUGUUAUUCACGUGACAAUAAAGCUCUCAAAACAAAAAGCAAAAACUUCAUCCUUUGUUAUUAAUAUUGCUCUUGUAUUGUAUUCCUUAGUUAUAUAAUUUUGUGUACAUGCGCAUUAUCAAGUAAUAUUGAAAGAAAGCGAAUGAAAGAUAAAAGAUCAUUAGUAUACGUGUGGCAAAUAAUGAGUCAUUUGUCCAGGUCCAGAGCUUGUAGUUGUAAGUGAUGAUUAAGGCUUUGAUUGGUUAUCGGAUAGAGAAUUUCUAAAAAGUCCAGUUUCAUCAACAGCAACCAACCAAUAAGUCAAACAGAGCUUCUUGAAUGACUAAUGUAAGAAUGCUCCUUAGGCAAAAAUGUUUAAUGUUUAAUCAUUUUUAGUGCUUAAACAUAAACAUAACAUUAUUUUUUUAAUUAUAAAAAAUUUUUAAUUGUAAUUAUAUUUCAUACACAUUUCAUUAUUCAUCUAUUUGUACAAUUAUACAGAUGCUGAUUACUUUGAAACCAAAAUAAUUAUUAAGAAAUCAGCUGGGGAAAAUUUCUCCACCCAAGUGUUCUUGGAUUAUGACUCAAAACGUCUUCUCUGAGAAAAAUAUUCGAUAGUCAGGUGGAAACCAAUUAAGAACAUUCGUUUUAAAUUUAAAGGUGGUAUCCAUGUGCGGCUGGCUAGGGAAUGAAACGAGACUUCCCCGGGUUAUACAAACUGUAUAAAUACGACCGUACGAUCGACGCACGAUCCACAUCAUCAUAUCUUUUGUUUAGUGUCGACUUCUUUAUUACAUCUACGGACUUCUCUUAUUUUAUAACAAAGAAACAAAAGGAAGGUGUAAUGUACAAAAAUUAAUACGGACAAAAUAAGAGUGACAUUAUAUUAUUAUUAUAUUAUUAUUAUAUUAUUAUUAUAUUAUUAUUAUAUAUAUAAUAGUAUUACUUAAAUAAAUUGUGAAUCUGCAAACAUAUAUACAAAAGUAAGUGAUUUCACAAAAUUGCAUCAUACAAUCAAUUAUUAAAAAUUAAUAAUUGAGUAGAAAGUUAUAACUGUUAAUAGGAAGCUGUCGAAUAAUUCAUCAAACAUAUUAAAAUUUUAGGAUGGCAAAUUCACCAAUUAAUUUACUCCAAGAAUUAUUAAUUAAGCAAGGAUAUGCUCCUGUUUAUGAUUAUGUGGGCACAAAGAAGGAUGGGCUUUAUGAUCAAUUUGUAUAUAGAGUACAGUGUAAAAAAUUCAAUGCUGAAGGUUCAGGAAAUACCAAAAAAGAAGCUAAAAAAAAUGCUGCAGAGAAGAUGUUAUUAUUACUAGCCCAAUAUAAUGAAAUUUCAAUAUCAUCUGCAGUUGCAUUUAAAAAUGUACAGAUUUCUACACCGACAAAGAUAUGUGAACCAAUAUCAUCAUCAAGAAUGGAGACUCAGUCAAGUCCUAAUGUUAACUAUGCUGGGCAGUCAAGUCCUAAUGUUAACUAUGCUGGGCAGUCAAGUCCUAAUGUUAACUAUGCUGGGCAGUCAAGUCCUAAUGUUAACUAUACUGGGCAGUCAAGUCCUAAUGUUAACUAUGCUGGGCAAUCAAGUCCUAAUGUUAACUAUGCUGGGCAGUCAAGUCCUAAUGUUAACUAUGCUGGGCAGUCAAGUCCUAAUGUUAACUAUGCUGGGCAGUCAAGUCCUAAUGUUAACAAUGUUAAACAGUCAAGUCCAAAUAUUAACAAUGUUAAACAGUCAAGUCCUAAUGUGAACAAUGUUAAACAGUCAAGUUCUAAUGUUAACAAUGUUAAACAGUCAAGUCCUAAUGUUAACAAUAUUAAACAGUCAAGACCUAGUAUUAACUAUGUUGGGCUGUUGCAAGAAUUUUGUGUACAACAAAAAUUAUCGGUUCAAGUUUUGUAUAAAGUUGUUGACGAUAGUGGACCGGCUCAUAUGAAAACUUUUACAAUAGAAGCCAGUGUGGGAUCUUUACAUGCAAAAGGUACAGCGCAAUGUAAAAGAAUUGCCAAACAAGAAGCUGCAAAUAAAUUGCUACAACUUUUACAUCCUAAUAUAAAUAAGGAGGAAAAUAAAUUAAAUUCAAAACAAUUGACCAAAAAAGAACUCGAGGAUACUAUACGAAAAUUAGGUGUAGACAUAAAAGAAAGUGUGAUUGACAAGCCAAAAUUACCAGUUGUACAUAAUUCAAAAAAGGAACAAGAAUUGUAUAGGAAAUAUACCCAUAAGGAACAUAAAGUGACCGGAUCGGGCUUUUCACUCCAAAAUAUUCAUAAUACAUUCGAAGAAACUUAUUCCAGUAAAAUUUCCUAUAAUAUAAGGAAAAAAAUAAAAACUGUACGGGACACAAGUACAAAUGACGCAUAUAUAAUAGAAGAAGUCGUGCAAGCUAUACAAAAUGCAUUGAACGUCAAGAUAGAAAAAGGUACCUUACCCAGCCUAUCGAAAGAAAACUAUUUGAUAUACUUACGCCUGUCAUCUCGUCCUAUUAUUGCACAAUGUGGCAUAGGUAAAACUAAACGUAUAGCAGAGAUUCAGGCAAUGUAUAACAUUAUUGUGACUAUAUCAACACUAUUAAACAUUUCUUGAUAUAUAUGCAUGUUUAAAAUAACAAAUAAGAAAUGACUAUUUUUUUUUCUUAAUUGUUGCAUUAAAUAAUAGACGAUAUUUUAAUGAUAGAUGAAUAAAAUUAGAAAUGUAUAUAUUCAA
This is a messenger RNA of Nylanderia fulva, 3276 nucleotides long. RefSeq lists its product as uncharacterized. Gene Ontology annotation, molecular function: siRNA binding; double-stranded RNA binding. The record is from RefSeq and is a predicted model, not a curated record. Gene Ontology annotation, biological process: siRNA processing; regulation of regulatory ncRNA processing. Gene Ontology annotation, cellular component: RISC-loading complex; nucleus; cytoplasm. NCBI's taxonomy places the organism in Eukaryota, Metazoa, Arthropoda, Insecta, Hymenoptera, Formicidae.